GGGGAACAAAGAUGGCUAUGGUUCUAUCCGCCAUUUUCUAAAGUGAGAUAGAAUAAGUUGUUUGAGAACAUUUUUGUGAAAAUUAAACAAUAAAUUUCGGAAAUUUCGCUCGAAAAACAUCGGUAAUACGUUUCUAUGUUGAUAUCGCCUGCCAAAGUCGAACUGAUGUGUCAAAAAGUGCCCCAUUGAAGGCCCGAUACGCGCGCGUCUCCCAAGAAAGACCAUUGUGUGAGAGAAGACUUUAAAGAUGUUCGAUCCGAACACGAUAACCACCCAGCAAUCGCAGAUACAAUACCAGCAACAGCCCCAACAAAAUGACAAAGACAAGGGCCAGGAGCAGAAGGACACGUUCGCCCCCUUUUGCUACGCCAACGUCAACAUGAUACACAAAAUCACCCCCAACACGACCCAAACGCACAGCUCCACGGUGAACAUGUCCCAAUUGACCGACGACAAGUGCUACAUCACGCAGCCGUUCAGCUACAACUACACCCUGGUCAAUCAGAAUUUGCUCACCCAAAACGCCAUCUCGAACAUCACCUUCAAAUGCGACGUGUGCGGCCUGAUGUUCGCCCAUCUGUCGCUGCUCAACCACCACAAGAAGGUCCAUCACGGCCAGACCGACCAGAACCAGGGCCAGCAGCAACAGAUCACCGUGCAGGUGCAGCAACCGCAGCAACAACCCACCCAGAUCCAAAUCGUAUCGGCCGAUCGCAUUCGGUUCUCCUGCGAGGAAUGCGGCCUCACGUUCAACACCCAAAACGAUCUUAAAACCCACAAAAUACAGUCGCACCAACAGCAAAACCAACAACAACAGGUGCAGGCGCAGGCCCAGCAACAGCAGCAACAGCAGCAGCAACAGAACACGCUGAAGAUAAAGAACUGCGAAUCGUGCGGGGCGCCGCUGCCGCAGGACAACAACAAGAAGAGGGCCGUGAUGAAGGUGAAGUGCGAGAACUGCUUGAGCGCCGAGGCCAUACAGCCGCAGAUCUUCGUCGUGGCGGCGGCGCCGGACGCUUCGGUGAAAUUCGAAGAGACCACCGGCACCCAAACCCAAGCCCAAGCCAUAGACGUUCCAGGUACGCAAAAUUCGAUACCGAUAGGCGUGAAAAACAACCACCCGGUGAAGCGGAGAGGCAUCGCGAGCGUGACCAAAUGCACGAAAUGCAACGGUAGCGGCAUCAUCUUCAUCGGCGGCUCGAAGAACCAACAGAACAACGUCGAUAAACCGUUUCAUUGCAACAUUUGCAACGGCUCCUUCAGCCGAUAUUCCUCGCUGUGGUCCCACAAGCGCCUGCACACCGGCGAGAAGAACUUCAAAUGCAACAUCUGCGGACUGGCCUUCGCCAAAGCGGCCUAUUUGAAGAACCAUUCGCGAAUACACACGGGAGAGAAGCCCUACAGGUGUAACGUGUGCGGCAUGCAAUUCUCGCAAUCGCCGCAUCUCAAGAACCACGAAAGGAUACAUUCGGGAGAACGGCCGUACAUCUGCGAGGUUUGCGACAAGUCCUUCGCCAGGCAUUCGACCUUGUGGAACCACCGGAGGAUCCACACCGGCGAGAAACCCUACCGUUGCGAUAUUUGCGGGUCGUGUUUCAACCAAGCCACGCACCUGAAGAACCACGCCAAAGUACAUUCCGGAGAGAAGCCCUUCAAGUGCGAUAUUUGCUCCGUGGGAUUCUCCGACAGGUUUGCGUUGAAGAGGCACCGGAAUAUCCACGAGAAGUACGGCAGGACGAAGCCGCAGGUGGCGACGGCCGGCGGCGAGGACGUGAAGGACUCGAUAGCGACGGUGACGAUGGCGAUGGCGCAGGACGCCGAUCACGAUCACGAGGAGAUCAUCGAGACCAAGUACGAGCAGAAGUUCGAAUCGGUGGAGGGCAGCGACAUGGAGGAGGAGAUGACUGAUAUAUCGGAGUUGCAGGUGCAAUUGCAAUGAGCGCGUCGAUCGGAUUGGGUUUCGAUCGAAUUGUUCGGUUGGUUUUUGUCGAAGGGAUGGAACGAGGGAAGGGUUUAUUGUUUGGUUGCGUGCGAAUCGUACUGUCGUUCUGGUUCCCGUUUUGACUGCUUUGAUACAAAGAGAUGAUUUUCUAUUACAUGCGCAUGGUGGUUUAUUUUUUAAUUUAUAUGUGUUACGGGUAAAGUUAUUAACGAUUAAACUUAUUUGGGGUAGGGUAGGUUUCUUGAGUUCCUGUUUUGUUACGGAAACCUACCUUACCCUAUCCUUACCCAAACUUUAAUCGUUUAUCUAACUUUACCCUUAACAUACACAUACCCAAAAAACGGAAGAAUUUAAUUUGAUUUGUGAUAAUUAUUUUUCUAAGUACCUACUUUGUUCUAAAACUGGUACAAUUUAUUCGCGCUGUUUAAAAAACCGUAUUUUUUUUAUUUUUGGUACUAGCAUUUUUUGAAGAUGAAAUAAAAAAAUUCGUCUUUUUGUCCGUUUGAAUGAAGCAAUACUGUUGAUAAAAUUUAAUUUCCGGCUAAAAGGACGCAAAUAUAAUGUCUUCGUAUGCGAUGUAAAUAAUCUUACUUAUCAAUAGAAAUAAUAAGGUUACAUUGUAGAAUUAGAUGAUAGAUUUAAAUACGUUAUUUCCUUUAUAUUUAGUAGAUAUCCAUGGACGAUCGUUUGCUUUAUUAAAAUAGAGUAUUUUUGCAAAUGAAUUGCGAUACUAGUUUUUUAAUGAUUAAUAAUAAUUGAAAGCUGUACGAUUCCGUUCCGAAUACAUGAAAUUAUUUGAUCAAGAA
Phyllotreta striolata is the source of this 2748-nucleotide messenger RNA. NCBI's taxonomy places the organism in Eukaryota, Metazoa, Arthropoda, Insecta, Coleoptera, Chrysomelidae. The record is from the annotation of a GenBank genome assembly.